Molecule: messenger RNA, 1581 nt
Organism: Chanos chanos (milkfish)
Lineage: Eukaryota; Metazoa; Chordata; Actinopteri; Gonorynchiformes; Chanidae
Product: alkaline phosphatase-like
Exons: 11
Coding region: 1-1581 (526 amino acids)
Biological process (GO): dephosphorylation
Cellular component (GO): plasma membrane
Molecular function (GO): alkaline phosphatase activity
Source: RefSeq, a predicted model, not a curated record
AUGGCUACCAAACACAGUUACAUGCUCUGUGGACUAUUCCUCUUACUCAUCGCUGACAGAGCGUUCUCAAUUAUUCCUGAGGAAGAACAGAGUCCCACGUUCUGGAAUGUGAAGGGUAAAGAGGCUAUUAAUAAGGCUCUUAAUUUGAAACCCAACCUUCAUCGGGCCAAGAAUCUCAUCCUGUUCCUGGGAGAUGGAAUGGGGAUAACCACUGUGACUGCAGCAAGGAUUUUGAAAGGGCAGUUGGCUGGGAAGACAGGUGAAGAGAGUGUCCUGGCUAUGGAAACAUUCCCUAACGUUGCCUUAUCCAAGACCUACAAUGUGGACAGACAAAUGCCUGACAGUGCAGCUACAGCAACAGCCUAUCACUGUGGAGUGAAGGCAAACUAUGGUACACUGGGAGUCAGUGCAACUGCCCGCAGAUACCAGUGCGGCUCCGUCAAGGGCAACGAAGUCAAGUCUGUCCUGCACCGUGCCAGGAUGGCAGGUAAAUCAGUGGGUAUCGUGACUACAACACGUAUACAACAUGCCUCUCCUGCUUCCAGUUAUGCACACUCAGCUAAUCGACACUGGUACAGUGACUCUGACCUGCCACCAGAAGCAGUGCAGGGAGGCUGCAGGGACAUAGCCUACCAACUCAUCCAUAACACUGACAUCAAUGUCAUUCUGGGUGGAGGACGCCAGUACAUGCUUCCUAAAGAUACAUCUGAUCCUGAGUACUCAACAGAAAAAGGCGACAGACUGGAUAACACUAACCUUAUCACGGAGUGGCUGAAAAAUAAAAAGAAUGCAAAAUAUGUUUGGAACAAGGCUGAGUUUGAUGCAGUGAACGAAGCUGACACAGAUUAUUUGCUUGGACUCUUUGAGCCAAAAGACACCAGAUUUGAGCUGGACCGUAACCCUGAUACUGAUCCAUCGCUUACUGAGAUGGUGGAGAAAGCCAUUAAGAUCCUCCAGAAAAAUCCAAAUGGAUUCUACCUCUUUGUUGAAGAUAACGGGAGAAUAGAUCAUGCUCACCAUGCAACUCAAGCAAGAUAUUCCCUGCAUGAAGCUGUGGAAUUUGACAGAUCCAUUGAGAGGGCAUCUCAGUUGACCAGUGAACUGGACACUUUAUCUGUAGUCACUGCUGACCAUUCACACGUCUUCUCUUUUGGAGGUUCCUCAGAGAGGGGCAAUCCUGUUUUAGGAACUUCAUUUGAAGUGGCUCUUGACAACAAACAUUUCACCACUGCCCUUUAUGGAAAUGGGCCGGGUUACCAGAUCGUCAACGGCACACGCCCAGACGUGAAUAAUACAAUUUCAACUAGCAAAGACUACCUGCAGCAGACAGCCGUGCCUCUCGAAUCGGAGAGUCAUGGAUCAGAGGAUGUGGCCAUUUUUGCAAAGGGUCCAAUGGCCCACUUGUUCCACGGAGUGCAAGAGCAGAGUUAUAUAGCCCAUGUCAUGGCCUAUGCUGCUUGCAUUGAACCCUACACAGACUGCCAGUUAGAGGUUGUGCCCCAUGAUCAUGCUAUUUCUAUGCACUUCGGCUUCCUAGUGUUGCCACUGGGAUUAAUGCUGUCUCUUUUGUCUGUGAUGUAA